AUGUUUGCAACCAAGCGCUUAAGCAAGAUGAAAGAACACGUCCCGCCGGGAAUCACGAUCGCCAAGUCCGACAACCUCGAAGAAUGGCAAAUGGACAUCCGCGUCCUCGACGACAACCCGCUCUACCAGAACCAGACCUACCGGCUGAAAUUCACCUUUUCGUCAAAAUACCCCAUCGGUGCGUCUCCCCCCUGCCCCCUUUUCUCUGUCCGCGCAACCCACAACCAGCGUCAGACAGCUAACACGAAUCGUCUGGUAGAACCCCCAGAAGUCCAGUUCAUCGAACUCCCCAGCUCCUCCGACACCCCCCGCCCCAUCCCCAUCCACCCACACAUCUACAGCAACGGCAUCAUCUGCCUGGACCUCCUCAGCUCGGCCGGCUGGUCGCCCGUCCAGACCGUCGAGAGCGUCUGCAUGAGCAUCCAGAGCAUGUUGACCGCCAACUCGCGCGACGAGCGGCCCCCCGGCGAUAAGGAUUUUGUCUCGUAUAACCGUCGUCGACCGCGCGAUAUCAAUUUCUACUACGAUGAUGAUAAUGUGUAG
Molecule: messenger RNA, 543 nt
Organism: Aspergillus terreus NIH2624
Lineage: Eukaryota; Fungi; Ascomycota; Eurotiomycetes; Eurotiales; Aspergillaceae
Product: ubiquitin-conjugating enzyme E2
Exons: 2
Coding region: 1-543 (180 amino acids)
Biological process (GO): protein polyubiquitination; proteasome-mediated ubiquitin-dependent protein catabolic process
Cellular component (GO): nucleus
Molecular function (GO): ubiquitin conjugating enzyme activity
Source: RefSeq, a predicted model, not a curated record